Molecule: messenger RNA, 1071 nt
Organism: Mercenaria mercenaria
Lineage: Eukaryota; Metazoa; Mollusca; Bivalvia; Venerida; Veneridae
Exons: 4
Coding region: 1-420 (139 amino acids)
Source: RefSeq, a predicted model, not a curated record
AUGGCUUUUUCUCUCAGAUCGAACCAAGGGCAUGCAAGGACAUUAAUUUUGACAGGCUUACCAGCGUGCAACACCAGAGUUGUACUAUCUACUAAUUCCUUUCCAGCCACUAGUGUGUUGCCAACGUCAGUAGAAUACAGAGUAUACAACCCACCAAUACAAGACUUGUUGGAAGCAGACUGCCCACCAGUACAAAAUGUCUUUGAAGCAGACUGCCCGCAAGCACUAACAAAUCAAGUGGAGAUCAGUUUACAACCAGUGGUUGACAGAAGCCACAGUGGCAGAGGUUCAUACAGUGCACUUACUGAUGAUGAUUUGAGGUCUGUAAUGCAAGAGCAGAACAGACUGCUGUCACAAAUUUUGGAGCAACAGAAGAUAACCAAUGAUCUGUUAAUGGCCUCCAUGACAUUAAAGAACUGAAAGAUGGUUCUUUGUAUUCUAUGUGAUUAAUGAUGAACUCCAUUUCAAACCUUGUGAACUGUGAUAUUUUUAUUCAAAAAAAUUAAUUUUAGUUAUAAAAAGAUUUUUGCCGUAUAUUACUAGAUCUAUAUUAGGGGCUUAUUGUCAUUACACUGUUAAGGAGCCCAGUUAACAGACUUUUUCAACGUACAUUGCAUACAUUGAUAUUUACUAUAGAACAGAACAUUCCACGUGCGCUGAUACUGUUAGUCAACAUUAUAGGUAAUGAACAAAUUACUAAAUCUUGCAUUCUAACGAUAUUAUGACUUUCUUUAUACGGGUGAUAUACCACUAAGAUAUGCUGCUUUUUAUUAAUAAGCGUAGCAUUUUAACACAGGCGUGUUUUUUUUUUUUGGUUUACUUUCCAGAAUUUCACUCAUUCGUAGAACUUUAUUGCGCAAGAUCUAUAUAUCCCUUUCAGAAAAAGGAAACUGAAGCCUUAGGAAUUUUAGUAUUUGUUGCUAUAUUGCAAUAUAUUAAGAUUAUUAUUGGCACUCGGAAAAAAAAAACAAAAAAACAAUACAAUUCCCACUGGGGUCCAUUACGGGAAUACAAUGUAUGGAGAUUUUUUGAACUUCGUCAAAUCGUUCAUAGGGUCCAUUUUGACGUUGU